AUGAAACUUUCAAUAAUUUUUGCCUCUUUCGCUUCUUUUACCAACGCUAGUGGUCCACGCCGUCCAGGACGCUUUUCUCAGAAUAAGAGAGCAUCGAAAUCGAUCAUCUCAGGGAAACCAUUUUUGCUAGUAGCUGCCUUUGGCGGUCUUAUUGAGAGUGCCUUAGUUGACAACUUUGAUUUUUCAGCGACCCGAAAACUCUCAAAAGAGGACUGCGUUGACGCGGAUAUUUAUGAAAUUUGCCUUUCCGAUUGCCGAUUGAAAAAUAGGGAGUGCCUUGCUAGCUGUGGCGACUCAUCGCUCUGUCAAAGUCAAUGCCGAGUCGAUUAUGGAGAUUGCAACUCAUCCUGUCCUUGUGGCCUUGAUUGCCCAAUCGGCUGCGAAGGCUGCUCUCAUCCUCUUUGUCCCCAGGUUAUUUUUCUACAAAAAAAUCUCAAAAACUUGCGAUUCAAGCCAACAACGACGACAACGAGAACUACUUCAACCACGAAUAACUUUCAAACAGAUGACAGAAUCGGCUUUCUUACUUAUGACAGAAACAUGACUGUCAAAUGCGCCACGAAAAAAUCAAUAGACAAGAUGAUCGUGAAACACGAUUGUAUUGACGGCCCUGAUGCGAGACCAUGCGACCUCGACCAGGUUCAAACUCAUUUUGUCUUUUUGGAAUGGACUGGAAGGCAAAACGAGGUUCAUAUCAACACCCAUUACGAUCUCGAAGGUCCUCCGUUUCGCGCAAUGUACUAUAAAGACGUAUCAUCAACUGCAGAUCCGCUGCAUUUUGGUUUCAUAAACCAAGUUCCCUUUCCAGAAUACAACGAGAACUACGAAGAAUUUGGCGAUACUUGGAUACUUGAUCAAGUGAACUGCCAAGAAGAAAUCUGCCCGUAUCGGAUCCGAGCUGGGGAGCAGCCACACAAAGGGUGGAAACGAGAUGAAGAUCACGUGAAACAAGGAACAUGGCUCGCAUUUGAAGAAAUUGACGAAAACGACGACAACUUCUUAUGGUUCGUUUUCACAAAGAAAGAUGAAAAUAGCAGCCUUUGA
Oikopleura dioica is the source of this 1044-nucleotide messenger RNA. Lineage: Eukaryota; Metazoa; Chordata; Appendicularia; Copelata; Oikopleuridae. The record is from the annotation of a GenBank genome assembly.